This is a messenger RNA of Podospora bellae-mahoneyi, 483 nucleotides long. RefSeq lists its product as uncharacterized. The record is from RefSeq and is a predicted model, not a curated record. Lineage: Eukaryota; Fungi; Ascomycota; Sordariomycetes; Sordariales; Podosporaceae. Bases 1 to 483 code for a protein of 160 amino acids. The transcript is spliced from 3 exons.
AUGUACUGUGCAAUACAUACAUACAUACCUACAUACCUACAUACCUACAUACAUACAUACAUACAUACGGCUUCCGAUCUGCAGUCAGCCAGCAGUCAAUCGACACCAGUACGUGUUUACCUCCUCUUGGUUUCAUUUGGAUUACUGGAUAGUGUCUGGCUUGUAAGCCCAUCCCAGAUAACCCACUCUGUUUCUGCCUGCCAAUCUGGGCACCGACUCGCAGUGCUUCUGUGGCCCUCAUUUAUCCCGAAGUUCUUAUCCAGGCACACCUCUACCCCUUCCCGGACGCCUGUCACACAUCAUGGGCCACAUGGAUCUUCAACGCACUGCUGGUCACGAGCAAGCUUUGGCAAACUGAGUUCUAGCCCCCAAGGCGUGGCCCCCUGUGAGCAGGAUUUGGGCGUAUGUUCAGGAGCCUACCCUCUCCAGCCUAUACAGUUCAUCGAGCGGUGUAGGGACACCGCAAGUAUCUUGUUUCUAUAA